This is a messenger RNA of Anopheles funestus (African malaria mosquito), 2585 nucleotides long. RefSeq lists its product as uncharacterized. Bases 916 to 2133 code for a protein of 405 amino acids. The record is from RefSeq and is a predicted model, not a curated record. The transcript has 3 exons. NCBI's taxonomy places the organism in Eukaryota, Metazoa, Arthropoda, Insecta, Diptera, Culicidae.
ACCCGUGUUAGUGUUCGUAGCAUUUCAGCAUGUUUCCACCCUUGUACAACUCAUCGGUGUGUCGCUGUGAGGGUGUGUUAGUGCACAGAAGAUGAAAUGAUGUAAACCUUCAACAACGUCAUCCCCCACCGAGGGAGAGACAGACAGAGAGCGAGAAAUAGCGAGACGCCCCACUAUCCCCCGUCCAGGCUUUUAUGCUUUAUGUUUACGGUUUUAGUACUUUGGUCUCUCUUUAUCCACCGGUGAAGCGGUUGUCUUGCGUGGCGUCUUCCUCACACCAACGCACUAUCUGUGGCGUGCGUUUACUCACCUAACUAAGAGAGACCCAUAUUGGAGUUACAGUUUUUGGGGUGCUUUUUUAAAAGGCUCGUCGCUUGAUGCCGUCUCAAGUCUUUUGUGUGCAUGCAUGAGCUCGAACAAAUUAAUGGCGGGUUUUGAAACAUCUUAUUCGGGGUUUUUAUUUUGUAAAGCAUAUUUUACAUUAAAACCUAGUCCAGACACACUCAUUGUAAUGCUGUUACAUGUGAUAUGAAACAAAAAGCAAAAAAAAAAGAAAAGCUAAAUGAAAUGUCGUUUGUGACUGCUGCUGUUUUCAUGGAAUUCGCUCGAGGCCAAUCGUUUGUUUUGUUUUUUUUCUUUUUUAUCGUAAUAAAGUAACUUGGUUUAGAUAUAGUAAAACAUGUUUUUUUUCUUCAUCUUGCCAUGUAUUGUUUAACAUAAAUUGUGAAAGUAAAAUUUGUACGAUCACGUGGUGUGAUGAGUAGGAAUGAAAACAAAAGUCACGUUCGUUAAUAUUGUUUUUAAAUCUAGCUUGCCACCACCGCAGAAUCUACCAUGGUGAAAAGCAAUAAGAAAGUUUAUAAAUAAAGGUAAACUCUGUUCGAUUUCGUGAAGUAUUGUAAGAACGUUGGGAAAAUGAUCAUAGCGCGGGUUGUCGUGGUUUGGAUUUGUCUUGUCUCUAUUACCUGUUCUCGUCCUGCUUCACUUUUAAGGGCCGUUGGCAGGCGCAAAGGAACACAUCGCGCUAUGCCGCUUAAGUUUAAAAGACAAACGGAAGAUCUUCAUCGGAGGUUACUCGGUGUAGAACCGUCUCACUAUGGGGAACAUUAUUCUCCCGAAGAGCACAGUAACGAAUCGAUGAUUGAUUUGCGAAAAAAAGCUUCAAUUGCAGAAGUUUUCCGUCACAGACUGAUGGCAUGUGGUUUGAUAACGACAAAAUCUCCCGAACGGUGGAGAGAUCGUUUAAUAGCGGAAUUGGAUGAAAUAGUUACGGAGAUAGAGCAUCGAUGUGCUGUGUGUAAAACUUUCUACGAUGAACCCUGCCGAUAUGAAGUGCUCCGGAGUCUUAUUGAUCCUUGUCCAGCUUGCUGUAGGAAGAAAAGUGCCAAAAAACGGCUCCUACUUACGCUUCAAAAAGUACUGGAAAAAUCUUUGAAUAGUGAAAACGUGCAUAGUGAUAGCAGUGUGAUGGGUGAAGAAGAGAAUGAGGGCCAUGAUUCAAAUCCGUGGCCCAUUACGGUAGUGCCAAUGAGUAGGAAAACAAGAAGCACUACAGAGAUCCCUACCGAACCAACCACGCGAUUGAUCGGAACUGUUCGGGAUGAUCAUGGUUCGCAUUCUGUCGUACAAAAUCUCAACCUUAUAGCCCCAUGGAAGUUGCAACCACCAGCAAUCGAAUUGAAACGAAUUCAAUCAACAUCGAGUGUAAAUCAAACCAACGUGCAGAGCUAUGAUACAGAGCCUUCCACAGUACAUGUCAUCGAUGGACAGUCUGUCGAUAAUGUGCACGAUUUCUUGCAGCAGUACAUGAACCUCGUGUACGGUGGACACCCUGGUAAUGAACAAAGGAAGCAGUUUUUUCUUGACCAAUUAUGCCGAAAUGCAACCAACGGAAAGAUCGUGCUGCAGUGCACUGAUAUCACCGGACAGCGAAAAACGCGAUCCUCGGAAAAUGCCACAGCGGAAAAAGUAUCGGCUUGGAAUGUUGGUGAAGGUUCCAACGCCUCAGGUGACGUUCAAAAGUCGCUACUUUUUACUACCCCAUCCUUAGAUGAUUUAAGAGCAAAAGCAGUCAGAUGCCGGUCGUGUUGGACACUUGGUAGAAAAAGGCCUCAGUGGCAAGGAUUGAAAUAAGUUAUAGUUAUUUAAAAAUUUGAGCGCUAUUUGAAAAAGUUCUCAGAAUCAUGAAAUUAAUGAAAAUACAAUAAAUGCUAUGUUGUGAUUGAUGAUACAUUAUAGUGCGAUUACCAACCUUCCUGUUUGACGAUUAAUUAUUAUUCUGAUUAAUAUUGACAACUGCAAUUUGAAAGGUUUUUAGGAUAGAAAACUUCAUAAACAAUUUUUUUCGUAAACUUCCGCAGAAGAAAUUUGAAUUUUUCAUUUUCAUCGAUUGAUCGAUAAUAAUUUCACCACAUUCGAUGUUGACAAUUGGAGGUGGAGCCAGCUGAACGUGUAAUCGGACCUUAAGUGCUAAAUCUACCGUCUGCAAAUCCAUGAAUUAUGGAUAUUUUUUAUAGUUUAAAGUUGUAAUAUUUUUUCGAUUAAAUGAGUUGUUCUUUUUCAAUGUUUAAUAUUAACCAAUAUUU